AUGGUUUCAAAGCUACUCUCUCUAUCAACCCUAUUGGGCCUAACCCUCGGAGCAGCCAUCCCAAACAACAACGGGUUCCCCAUGCCCAAUGAUCAACAAAAGCUCGAAAUUGCACACGAAGCCGGAGGUCUACUCCCCGGUGGUCCAGCACCCACCUCCCUUGGUGCAAACAGCAUCACUGCUUUCCAGCUCAUUGCCUUCAAUGAACUAUUUGAGACGGCGUACUUUAGCUCACUGCUCCACAACAUCACUUCUGAAGCUCCCGGAUACCACGCUCAGAACAAGGAAGAGCUUGUCAAGAUAUUUUCCACUGUUUUGGCUCAAGAGGAACAACACGCCCUCGCAGCAGUAUCUACCCUCAAGGCCGUCAACGCAUUCGCUCCAUCAGCCUGCCAAUACCAAUUCCCCGUAUCGAACCUCAAAGAUGCUGUAAAUCUCGCUGAGACCUUUACCGCAGUCGUCCUGGGUGCUCUACAGGGAGCCAACGUCAUCUUCAGCCAAGAUAGCCAGGCCGGUGCCAUCCGAACCAUCUCUUCCGUCAUCGGCCAAGAGGGUGAACAAAACGGCUUCUACCGCGUGUUCCUCGACAAGGUUCCUUCUGAAUCGCCCUUCCUUACGACUGUCCCGGCCCCCUUUGCCUGGUCUGCUCUGCAAGGAUUCGUCGUCCCCAACUCGUGCCCGUAUCCUGUUUCCAACAUCAACCUGCCCAUCUUCCCUCCCUUGGCAGUAAAUGGAGGUGCUAUUGCCUCGCUCGAGCCUCACGACCAGACACUUUCAUUCACCGCCGAUCUGUCCAGCUCAGAGGCUGCCAAGGCUUAUAUUGGCAAGGAUAAUCUGUUUCUCACAUAUACCACUGGCCAGCAACUGCCUGUGUCACUGGGCAUUACCGAUGUCAAGUGGGAAGGGAGCAAGAUCAGUUUCAAGGCUGCUUUCCCUUACUCGAAAUACGUCAUGCAGGGCUUCAGUCAUGCCGCGUUGACAACGUCCAACACUUUUGACAGCGCGGAUGCAGUUGUGCAGUCAGCGCUUGCGGCUCCGGGUCUCAUCCAGGUGAACAACCGCCUGUAA
This is a messenger RNA of Pochonia chlamydosporia 170, 1068 nucleotides long. RefSeq names its product ferritin-like domain-containing protein. The record is from RefSeq and is a predicted model, not a curated record. Bases 1 to 1068 code for a protein of 355 amino acids. NCBI's taxonomy places the organism in Eukaryota, Fungi, Ascomycota, Sordariomycetes, Hypocreales, Clavicipitaceae. The transcript has 2 exons.